AUGGUGAAGAUAGUGACGUACAACGUGAACGGGCUGCGGCCGCGGGUGGCGCAGCACGGCUCGCUCCGCCGCCUCCUCGACGCCCUCGACGCCGACAUCAUCUGCUUCCAGGAGACCAAAUUGUCAAGGCAGGACCUAUCUGCAGAUGUCAUUAUGGCUGAAGGAUAUGAGGCCUUUGUUUCAUGCAAUCGCUCUUCAAAAGGUCGUGGAGCAUACUCUGGUGUUGCAACAUUUUGCCGAGUAACAUCAUCAUUUUCCAGCCAGGAGGUUGCUUUGCCAGUAGCAGCUGAAGAAGGCUUUACUGGACUUCAGGACUAUGCAAAAAAUAGUGAAACUGUUGGGGAUUUCAUUAUUGCAAUGCCUGUCGAGGAGGAGGGUCUUGGUGAAAUCACAAGAGAGGACCUCCUAAGGGUGGACAAUGAGGGGCGGUGCAUCAUCACUGAUCAUGGGCAUUUUGUUCUUUUCAACAUAUAUGGCCCAGCUGUUGAAGAAGAUGACAAAGAGCGGGUUCGUUUUAAGCUACUGUUUUACAAGAUACUGCAGAAAAGAUGGGAACAUCUAUUGGCUCUUGGAAAGAGAGUCUUUGUUGUUGGUGAUUUGAAUAUUGCUCCUGCUUCUAUAGACAGGUGUGACGCGCCACCUGGCUUUGAGAAGCAAAUGUUCCGAGAAUGGCUGAGAUCCAUGCUGAGAGAACACGGAGGUCCCUUUUUUGAUGCUUUUAGAUCAAAACACCCUGAAAGGAUAGGAGCGUAUACUUGUUUUAAUCAGAAAAUUGGUGCUGAAGAGUAUAAUUAUGGCUCUAGAAUAGACCACAUUCUCAUUUCCGGUUCCUGUCUCCAUCACUGUGAUUCUGUGGAGGACCAUAGCAUUUUUUGUUGCCAUGUAGAAGAAUGUGAGAUAAUGAAUCAUUUCAAAAGAGGGAAUUCUGAAAAUUUAUCAAAGUGGAAAGGGGGAAGAAGUAGUAAGCUAGAAGGAUCUGAUCAUAUUCCAGUUUAUAUUUUACUGAAAGAAAUACCUGAACUUCCAGUUCAUAAUAUCCCGCCAUCAGCUGCAAGAUAUCUUCCAGAGGUCCGUGGACGGCAACAAAGUAUUGUAUCAUUCCUUGGUAAAGGGAAAAUUUAUGAGCUGCAAAAUGCUGCAAAUUUGAUUCAGUCCGAACAUACAGUAGUCGGUUGCUACUGUAGUGAUGGCUUGGAGAAUACAAUUAUAGCUAAGGAAGGACUAACAACUGGUAUAACUGAGUUUGCAAAAGGUCGUAACCUUCCUAGUUUGACGUGCAAGGGGACAAAUCUUGAUCAAUGGACAAAUGAAGGUUUGAUUGGCGUCUCUCAUAGCAGCCAGAAAGCUUCACUGUCUAGCGCCAAGUUUGUGCAAAAAAAGAAAAUUAAAUGCAACUUAUCGUCUCAACCAACAAUCAAGUCGUUUUUUGAGCGACCAGGGUCAAAGACAGUAAAUGCCAGUACCAGUACCUUAGUUACUCCAGCAGAAGCAUUAGACCUUACAAAUCAAACAUGUGUUUCAAAUGAUGAUAGUCUGCCUGAAAACAUGCAGUGCACAACGUCAGCUGCAAAAGAUCAGGAUAAUACAAAUGUAUCAUCCUGUUCACUUUCAACGUCAGCUGCAGCAUUAGAGUGGCAGAGAAUACAACAAAAGAUGAAGAUGACACUACCACGUUGCAAAGGGCAUAGUGAACCAUGCAUUCCGAGAUCUGUGAAGAAGGGCCCUAAUAUAGGCCGUUUGUUCUAUGUUUGUGCUCGUGCUCAGGGGCCUGCAUCAAAUCCAGAAGCAAAUUGUGGCCACUUUCAGUGGGCACCUGGAAAGUCCAAAGAGAAGAGCUCUAAAGGGAAACGUCAGUGA
This is a messenger RNA of Miscanthus lutarioriparius, 1857 nucleotides long. The record is from the annotation of a GenBank genome assembly. NCBI's taxonomy places the organism in Eukaryota, Viridiplantae, Streptophyta, Magnoliopsida, Poales, Poaceae.